Funneliformis geosporum is the source of this 181-nucleotide messenger RNA. The record is from the annotation of a GenBank genome assembly. NCBI's taxonomy places the organism in Eukaryota, Fungi, Glomeromycota, Glomeromycetes, Glomerales, Glomeraceae.
AUGCUUGCUUCCCAUUCUAUGACUUCUAAUAAUCUGUGCUUAGCUUCUUCAAAUUUUUGCAAUACUUCUGAAGAUGGCUUAAGAAAAGCUUUCUUGCAAAUUCAACAUUUAGUUGCUUUAUUAUAUGCUUUAAGAUCUCUAGAUGCCAUAAUAAUUUCAGCUGACGCAGAUAAUUCUUCUU